Molecule: messenger RNA, 678 nt
Organism: Nicotiana tabacum (common tobacco)
Lineage: Eukaryota; Viridiplantae; Streptophyta; Magnoliopsida; Solanales; Solanaceae
Product: large ribosomal subunit protein eL36y
Biological process (GO): translation
Cellular component (GO): ribosome
Molecular function (GO): structural constituent of ribosome
Source: RefSeq, a predicted model, not a curated record
AAAUGCUCGCAUUAUCACUGUCAUCACCACUAUAAAAGGCAGCACUGUCCCAAAACCCUAGCUCCUCUUUUCACAACCCUAGUUCCUCACCGUUUCUUCCAUAUCGAACGAAUUGAAGAGGUGAUGGCUCCGAAGCAGCCGAAUACAGGGCUAUCUGUUGGGCUAAACAAAGGCCAUGUUGUGACCAAGAAGGAAUUAGCUCCACGUCCUUCUGACAGAAAAGGGAAAACAAGCAAAAGAGUCCACUUUGUGAGGAGCCUUAUCAGAGAAGUCGCUGGAUUUGCUCCGUACGAGAAAAGGAUUACCGAGCUUCUUAAAGUUGGAAAGGACAAGCGUGCCUUGAAGGUAGCCAAGAGGAAGUUGGGCACUCACAAGAGGGCAAAGAAGAAGAGAGAAGAGAUGUCUAGUGUUCUCCGUAAGAUGAGGGCUACUGGAGGCGGAGAAAAGAAGAAAUGAAACCUGUAUCCUCAGUUGAUGAUUGAAGAACCCAAUUAAUUAAUUCACUAGCUUUUAUGUUUGCAAUGUAUUUUUGUUUUCAAGAAAGAAGACUUGUGAUUAAAAGCUCCCGAUUUAUGUUCCAUGCAGAUUUUAAAAUUAGUGAUAUUUUAGACAUUUUUGCCAAGUGCAUGUAUUUUCUGGUAAUACUAGUGUUAAUUUAUCUGCUUUUGCUUGGUGUUA